CAAACCCAAUUUUAUUGUAAAAUCCAUAGAUUCCUGGUGGAUGCAGAUUGCAGAGUCCAGGUCUUUCCCUUUCUCUCUUUUCCCCGCCCUGUAUCUAUCUAUUUAUAUCUCCAUCCUUUCCAUUUUUUAAUCUUCAUAAUUAUCCAUAUAUUAUUCCUUAUUCUCAUCUCAAAUUAUAAUUAAUCGAUUCAACGCUGGAUGGUAAUGUACGUGCCUGAAUCUCAUGAGCACGAUCCUUCAAUUUCGUAUAUUAGUUGCAGGACUACUAAUUUAAGUUGAGAUGUUCUCACUCUCCUGUACCAUAAGCUUCUGCAGUGACAUGUGUCUUUUCGUGCUGUUUCAACGUUAUCCGCUAUGCAUUUAGUACCGGGUGAUAGCCAGCCUGAAGAUUGUUCUGAAACAGAACCAAUAUUAGCUCCCUCUGGUACUGCACUUAGAUCUGUGGAAUCAUCAUCAAUUGAAAUACGAACUGUAGUUGAUGAUCCUUCUGUGACGUCGGAUGUUUUGCAAAGUUACGUGGACGAAAGUUGUAGUCUGGUAAAUGCAGACCAGCAACAAUGCCGUAUCUGCCUUGACAAUGGAGGUGAAGAUUUGAUUGCACCAUGCCACUGCAGAGGUACCCAGAAGUUUGUGCACAGAUCAUGUCUUGACAACUGGAGAUCAACCAGGGAGGGUUUUGCUUUCUCUCACUGUACAGAGUGUAGGGCCAUGUUCAUAUUACGUGCAAAUGUACCACCAGAACGCUGGUGGUUGAGAUUGAAAUUUCAGUUCCUUGUUGCUAGAGACCAUGCAUUCAUAUUUGUUAUUGUUCAGCUGGUUGUAGCAUUCUUAGGCAUCUUGGUGUACAAUUUAUACGGAGAAGAGCUCAGGGAAAUGUUUGGCUAUGCAGAACAUCCAUAUGCAUUUUAUACUAUGGCUGUUUUAGCUAUUGUUCUGGUGGGCUUGCUUUAUGGAUUCUUUAUAGCAAUAAUAUGCGGUCAGAGGAUUAGUGAGCGUCAUCACCAUGUUCUUGCCAAGCAAGAGCUGACAAAGGAAUAUAUAGUAGAAGAUCGAGAAGCUAAUAAAAAUGUUGCGGAGCUUGAUGCCAGCCAUGUUACAGAGUUAAGAAUGUUGGGCCUCUAUUAAGCUCAAAUCAAGCCUGAUUGACAUGUUUGGUCGUUUAUGCUUCUAGAUGGUUCUUCGGCAGCCAGUAGAUGGUCAUGAAGAAAGUUGCGGAUUGCUUCCAAUAUGUGACCAAACUCCCUAUGUGUGGAGCCUUUUUAGUCAUUUGUGUUGUGGAUGAUUUGUGAUUUAUUUCUCCCAUUUACCACCAGUGAUCGAGUGUUUCCAUUGUUAAGCAUCUGAAAGAAACAAUUGUUUGCUUAAUAGUUCCCUCCUUGAACGUUCUUGUACGUAAAAUGGCCCUUGAUCUGAGAACCUAGUGUUGGCUCUCAAUGUUGUAAGAUACUGCUGAUUUGUUGAUUCAUUAUCGUUGUUACCAACAGCA
Messenger RNA from Daucus carota subsp. sativus, 1486 nucleotides. RefSeq lists its product as uncharacterized. The transcript is spliced from 8 exons. Gene Ontology annotation, molecular function: zinc ion binding. The record is from RefSeq and is a predicted model, not a curated record. NCBI's taxonomy places the organism in Eukaryota, Viridiplantae, Streptophyta, Magnoliopsida, Apiales, Apiaceae. Bases 355 to 1125 code for a protein of 256 amino acids.